Molecule: messenger RNA, 850 nt
Organism: Ilex paraguariensis (yerba mate)
Lineage: Eukaryota; Viridiplantae; Streptophyta; Magnoliopsida; Aquifoliales; Aquifoliaceae
Source: the annotation of a GenBank genome assembly
ACGUUCCCUAGCCAAAGCCCUAAUCAGUUUGGUUCUACACCGCCAUCAUCAUCAUCAUCAUCAUCGGCAUGGGGAGAAGAAGAAAGGGCUCGUGGCCACGAGAGCCAGUCCUCGAAGGGAACACGGCAUAAAGCUCAAUACCAAGACGAACAAGCUCGUGUACUCCACGCCUCUCUUCGCCAUGUGACUAGGUUGGGUUGGACUGAAGCAGCCAUGAUUGCAGGUGCGAGGGAGGUUGGUGUAUCCCCCUCUAUCGUGGGAUCUUUUCAUCGAAAAGAAGCUGCUCUAGUAGAGUUUUUCAUGGAUGAGUGUUUACAAAGGCUUACUGAUAUAAUUGACUCCGAAGAGGAUUUAAGAAACUUGAUACCUAGUGAGUGCAUUGCAAAACUUGUCAGAACUCGCUUGGAAAUGCAGGCUCCCUACAUAUCAAAGUGGCCUCAAGCUCUUAGCAUCCAGGCACAUCCGUUCAAUGUCCCAACAAGCUUUAAGCAGCGGGCCAUGCUGGUUGAUGAAAUCUGGCAUGCCGCUGGUGUUGAGUCCACUGAUGUUGAUUGGUAUGUGAAGCGCACUGUCCUUGGCGGCAUAUACUCCACAACUGAGGUGUACAUGCUGACUGAUAGUUCCCCAGGUUGGAAGAAUUUUCUUCAGUUGAUCCUCUGCUCGCUGUUUGUUGUUUCUUCUCUUCUUACUCUCCUCUCUGGAUAUGCUUCACCGUAGAAUAAUAUGUUGAAGCCGUGGCCAAUUUUUGUUAGACUGAGAAGAUAUGGGCCCAUUUUAUAUUCAUGUGAAGGUGAAGGAUGAUUUGUCAUUGUCGCAUUUUCUUCUGCAGAUUUUCGUGAUACGUGGGCGU